CUUGCAUAUAAAACCAAAAACCUGAUUGCAACAGUUUUUAGUCGUGAGUGACAACAAGGAAGUGUUUGCUGAACCAGUAAAAAACUCCAGUUAAUUUCUAUCGGAAUAAAUCCUAAAAAAAAUAAAAUAAUCAUGAAAUCAUUUUUGGGGUGUACUAUCGUUACCAUAUUAUCUUUAUCUUUGGUGAAAGCUGGCCAACUUAUUUCGAAUUAUAAUCUAAUAAGUCAUCACGAAGUAGUUCAUCCACAAUCACAUUCAAUUCCGUCAUUUGGAAUUGUCCAUCCGCAGUAUUUUUCUAGCUUUCGCACACAACCACAAAGGCAAGUUUAUGCUCACCCCACAGUCUUGGCUACUUCCGUUGAAGAAUCUUCCGUUCCACAUGAAUUAAAAAAAUCCGAAAAUUUCUAUAACAAUCCCUACAUUGCAAGUGCCCUAGCUAAAGAAUCUUUGACGUUUAACAAAGAAAGUGUGAUUUAUGAAAGGCCCUCAGAAAAGAUCGACAGGAGUCAGAUUGUUAAAUUGAUUAAUAAUUUAAACAGAGCGCAUUAUGAAUAAAAAUAUAUCUUAAAAAUUCUUUGGUUGCGUUUUUUUUUACUAUGUUUACUCAAGUGUAAAUACGUACCUA
Ceutorhynchus assimilis (cabbage seed weevil) is the source of this 625-nucleotide messenger RNA. Lineage: Eukaryota; Metazoa; Arthropoda; Insecta; Coleoptera; Curculionidae. The record is from the annotation of a GenBank genome assembly.